Molecule: messenger RNA, 453 nt
Organism: Oppiella nova
Lineage: Eukaryota; Metazoa; Arthropoda; Arachnida; Sarcoptiformes; Oppiidae
Source: the annotation of a GenBank genome assembly
AUGGAUGCCACGGAUGAGCUGCCAGUGCCAUCGCAAGUGAUUUUAAGUGAUAUAUAUAAAACGGAAAAAGAGAUCCUGGACACAAUACUCAACAAGAAUGUGUAUGACAUGAGAAUCAUUCCUCGACAGUACAACGAGUCGACCAAAACUAGUGGUCCGGUGGUGGUGCGGACCAACUCCUAUAUCCGGGGCAUUCAAUACAUCGACACACAGACCAUGACUUACAAAAUGCAGAUCACAUUCAGACUCCAAUGGCAGGACCCGAGGCUUAAGUUUGACGACUUGAACGGUCAGAUCAGAUACCUGGUCCUCAACGACAUGACCCGCAUAUGGAUUCCCGACGUCUUCUUCUCCAACUCCCUGUCCACUGAAUCGCAUACAGAUCUCGUGCCUAAUCUAUUGAUCCGUAUAUAUUCAAAUGGAAAUGGUCCCCCUCUUUCCAUAAUAGUAUAA